Oldenlandia corymbosa var. corymbosa is the source of this 402-nucleotide messenger RNA. The record is from the annotation of a GenBank genome assembly. NCBI's taxonomy places the organism in Eukaryota, Viridiplantae, Streptophyta, Magnoliopsida, Gentianales, Rubiaceae.
AUGGCAUCUGCUGUGAUGAUGACAUCUCUUCCACAAUUCAAUGGCCUCAAGCCCAGAAGUAGCAUUUCUGCUGCUUCACCUCUUCAAAGCUUGGUGUCUGUAAAGCCCAUGAAAAGCAGGGGACAGGGAGCUUUAGGUGCACGCUGUGACUUCAUUGGCUCCCCUACCAAUUUGAUAAUGAUUACUUCAACAAGUCUGAUGCUCUUUGCCGGAAGGUUUGGAUUGGCUCCUUCAGCUAACCGGAAAGCCACCGCCGGGCUAAAGCUGGAAGUGAGAGAUUCCGGCUUACAAACAGGGGAUCCCGCUGGUUUCACCCUUGCUGAUACCUUGGCCUGCGGGGUUGUAGGGCACAUUAUUGGUGUUGGUGUUGUUCUAGGCCUGAAAAACAUUGGUGCUCUCUAG